AUGAGUAACCUUGGUACACCGGCUCAGCAGUCGGCUGCCGUAAGGUGGCCAGUAGAUGAUAUCGAUGUUUCCUCUCAGCCCGAGGUGUACAUGAGCGUUUUGUGGUAUGGCGGGCAACUGGGGCUUGCUUACUAUAACGCCAGUGACUGCAUCAUUUACUUCAUGCCGGAUGCUCCAGAUGCAGAUGAUCUCCGGUUGCUGAGGAAAGUUAUCGAAGAGCUGCAGCCCCGAUGCAUCUUAACGAGCGCAAAGCAAGACCGUAGCAUGGCAGAUUUCCUCCAGGCGGCGGGAACCACCAACAACGGAAAGGAUGGGAAGCCAGAAAUAGCAAUCUUCCCUAAUGUGGAUUUCGGGCUGAAUAUCAGCAAACAGCGUGUGCUAUCGGUGAACUUGCCCUUCAUCCCCAAGCACCUGACUGAAGCAGAAAGAAUUGUAUAUCUGGCAUCAAUUAUACCAUUUGAGUGCGCUACCAUGUUGCGCGCACUUGGAGGGCUAUUGAAGUUUCUGGAAAGGAGGAGGAUUGGAGUGGAAUUGGAAGACCCAAAUGUGAGCGUUCCCAUCCUGGCUCUGAGGAAGUUUGCGCUGAAUGACACAGUGCACAUUGACCAGGAUGCUUACUGUGUGUUGCAGAUUUUCAAGUCAGAAGUGCAUCCAUCCGUGUACAAAUUGGCAUCAGGACUGAAAGAGGGACUCAGCUUGUUCGGAGUUAUGAAUCGCUGCAGAUCUCAGUGGGGGACAAAGCUGAUGAGACUGUGGUUUAUGCGCCCAACGAAGAACCUGGACGAGUUGAACAAACGUCUGGAUGUCAUCCAGUUUUUCAUGCUGGCCAGAAACACAGAGAUGGUGCACACAUUACAAGAUUGCUUAAAGCACAUCAAAAAUAUUCCACUAAUUUUGAAGAGGAUGACAUUAUCCUAUACCAAAGUGAAUGACUGGCAGGGCCUUUACAAAACAGUGUACAAUGCUAUAUGCAUUGGUGAUACUUGCAGGUCCCUCCCCAUGUCUGUGGAACUAUUUUCAAAGAUUUCCCAAACUUUCACAGAUGAUCUUCAUUAUAUAGCCAGUCUUAUUAAUAAAGUUGUUGAUUUUGAAGGUAGUAGUACAGAGAACAGAUUCACUGUUAAGCCAACUGUGGACCCAGCCAUAGAUGAAAAAAAGAGUAAACUGAUGGGUCUGUCAGAUUUUUUAACUGAAGUAGCAAGAAAUGAACUAACACUAUUGGACAACAGAAUUCCUUCAUGCUGUGUUAUCUACAUCCCACUGAUAGGAUUUCUUCUAACUAUUCCACGUCUUCCAGGCAUGGUAGAUAAGAACGAUUUUGAGAUAGAAGGACUGGAUUUCAUGUUCCUUUCUGAAGACAGACUUCAUUAUAGAAGUGCUCGGACAAAGGAACUUGAUACAAUGUUAGGAGACUUGCACUGUGAAAUCAGGGACCUUGAAACAGCUGUUAUGUAUCAGUUGCAGACAAAGAUUUUAGAUAAGUCUGCAGUUCUUUAUGAUGUGAUGGAGUAUGCAGCCCAGUUGGACUGCUUAAUUGCCAUGGCUGUUAUAGCCAGAGAGAACACCUACACAAGACCUAAAUUAACCAGCAGGAAUAUAGUCAGUAUCAAAGAUGGAAGACAUCCUCUAAUGGAACUGUGUACAAGAACAUUUGUUUCAAAUCCCACCAGUAGUGGUGAAGAACAUGGUAAAAUUCAUAUUCUCACUGGUCCAAAUUCCAGUGGCAAAAGUGUAUAUCUCAAGGAAGUUGGGCUAAUAGUAUUCAUGGCACUGAUAGGUAGUUAUGUCCCUGCCACAGAGGCAAAUAUUGGUCUAAUAGAUGGAAUUUACACAAGGAUCCAAAGCCGUGAAUCUGUGUCUGUGGGACUCUCAACCUUCAUCAUAGACUUAAACCAAGUGGCAGCUGCAGUUAACAAUGCUGCAGAGAGAUCUCUGGUGCUAAUCGAUGAAUUUGGGAAAGGAACCAAUAGUGUAGAUGGCUUAUCUCUUCUUGCAGCUGUUUUGAGACACUGGGUGAAGCAGGAUGUGAAAUGUCCCCACAUCUUUUUAUCUACCAACUUUCAUAGUUUGGUCCAGCUUAAUCUUCUUCCUUCUAGUCCUCUGAUAUGGUACCUAACACUGGAGACCAUUCAGGAUGGAGAGGAUCUGGUAUUUUUCUAUCAGCUGAAAGAGGGUGUGUCCACAAAAAGCCAUACUGCCAAUAUAGCUAUACUGGCUAGGAUGCCCCCGCAGGUUGUGCAACGUGGGAUACAGGUUUCUGAGCUAUAUCGCAAAGGGGAACCUAUUCGUCGUGUUGAUUGUCCUUCAAAAGCAAACCAGCUUGCGUGGUAUAAGGCAUUGGUGGAUAAGUUUCUUCAAAUUGACCUCAGUGAUCUCACUGUGGAUUUGCAGGAAUUUUUGAGCAAGGAGGUGCUGUCAUUUGCAACACCUGAGCUUUAA
This is a messenger RNA of Chiloscyllium plagiosum (whitespotted bambooshark), 2439 nucleotides long. It is a transcript of the gene msh5, whose product is annotated as mutS homolog 5. The record is from RefSeq and is a predicted model, not a curated record. Gene Ontology annotation, molecular function: ATP-dependent DNA damage sensor activity; ATP binding; mismatched DNA binding. Gene Ontology annotation, biological process: mismatch repair; chiasma assembly. NCBI's taxonomy places the organism in Eukaryota, Metazoa, Chordata, Chondrichthyes, Orectolobiformes, Hemiscylliidae. Gene Ontology annotation, cellular component: nucleus.